AUGUACGAGGUCAAGUGGGACGCGGGGCGGCUGCCGGGGACGGUCGAGGCGCAGGCAUUCUCGUACGAGACGUACAAGCUCGCGUUCGACAAGGCGGACGCUAGUGUGAAUUGGCUGUUCAAGCAGCAGAGCGCGCCCGGCGAGCAGCCCAAGGUGGCUACGCCUGCGGAUGUCGUUGGCUUGGACCAGCUCAACAAGACGCAGGCGGCGCUCGAGAACGCGCGGCGCGAGGUGGCCGACCUGCGGUGGAAGCUGUUUGCCAUCUGGUCAGUCAACAUGCCCCUGUUGAAAAUGGAUAAGGAUGCUGACGCCAUCGUGAUGACUGGGAAUCAGGAUUGA
This is a messenger RNA of Lasiosphaeria miniovina, 339 nucleotides long. RefSeq lists its product as uncharacterized. The record is from RefSeq and is a predicted model, not a curated record. NCBI's taxonomy places the organism in Eukaryota, Fungi, Ascomycota, Sordariomycetes, Sordariales, Lasiosphaeriaceae. The coding region runs from base 1 to 339 and encodes 112 amino acids. The transcript is spliced from 2 exons.